This is a messenger RNA of Peronospora belbahrii, 960 nucleotides long. The record is from the annotation of a GenBank genome assembly. NCBI's taxonomy places the organism in Eukaryota, Oomycota, Peronosporomycetes, Peronosporales, Peronosporaceae.
AUGUAUUUGAUGGAUGUGCCUGAUACUACGAAGGAAACAGAAGGUGGAACGGGUAAUGGUCUUGAAUAUGCAGUUGCUGCCAUGCAGGGAUGGCGUCAGACGAUGGAGGACGCACACGUGGCAGACGUUAAACCGGCUGGCUUACCCGAGGGCUUUUCACUCUUUGCUAUAUUUGAUGGCCAUUGCGGUCAUCUUACUGCUCAAUUGGCCUCUCAAAGAAUCACGGAAGAAGUGGCGAAUGCAUUGAAGAGUAUAUCUUCUGACGGGAAGUUGGAAGUCGAAAGCUCAAGACAAAGUAACGACGCUUUGAGUGACGCCAUGCGUAAGGCCUUUGUGAGUUUGGACAAAAGUAUCCGUGAUACGUAUGGCAAGGAGACCUUCUACGGUGUACGGAGCGGCUCUACGGCGGUUGUUGCACUGAUUACGCCCAAGGGUAUUGUCGUGGCAAACGCGGGUGACUCGCGCUGUUUUUUAUUUAGAGAUGGCGAAACAGUCAAGAUGUCCCGUGACCACAAACCUUGGAAGCCAAAAGAGUAUGAGCGUAUUAUAAAUGCAGGCGGAACGGUGUGGGACAAUCGCGUGGAUGGAGAUUUGUCGGUCUCGCGUGGUCUUGGCGACUUUCGCUACAAGACCCGCACCGACUUGCCGGCCGCAGAGCAGCAGGUGUCUUGUUCUCCGGAUGUGAUUGCGACUAUGAUCGACAACACGGAGGAGUUUUUGGUGCUUGCGUGUGACGGUGUCUGUGAUGUCAUGAGCAACUAUGAGGUCUGUGAUUUUAUUCGUAAGCGCAUGGCAGAAGGCAAGGCUGACUUGAAACAGAUUGCGGAAGAGGUUCUGGACCAAUGUGUAAAUAGCCACGAUAACGCAAGCAUUGUGAUCGUUAAGUUUCCUGGUGCAAAGAUCGGUGAAGGUGGCGGUGUUCAAGAAGACGUGCAAACCGUGCAAAACGUGGCUACUUAA